Chanos chanos (milkfish) is the source of this 4419-nucleotide messenger RNA. It is a transcript of the gene cog3, whose product is annotated as component of oligomeric golgi complex 3. Lineage: Eukaryota; Metazoa; Chordata; Actinopteri; Gonorynchiformes; Chanidae. The transcript is spliced from 23 exons. The coding region runs from base 1 to 2487 and encodes 828 amino acids. Gene Ontology annotation, cellular component: cis-Golgi network; COG complex; membrane. The record is from RefSeq and is a predicted model, not a curated record. Gene Ontology annotation, biological process: intracellular protein transport; Golgi organization; intra-Golgi vesicle-mediated transport.
AUGAUGGCGUCCCAAGACCAGUCUCUCCUGGACCUAACUGAUAAAGAAACGCGUGAAAAACUUUCUCUUUGGGACCGUCCACCAGAUCCCCUGGCUCCUCUGACAGAGAAACAAACGGACUCCAUUCUAGAGAUCCGCGCUGCUGCCGAAACGCUCCCCAUUCCUGCAGAGCUGCCCAUUGAGGAUCUGUGUAGUUUCACGUCGCGUUCACUACGCUCCUCGUUCACGACGACCGUGCCAGCGUCCACAGAGGAUGUCCUACUCAAGGGUUUUCAGAUGUUGGAUUUGGAGAAUGAACGAAUAGAGACGGCACAGCAGUUUUUCUCAUGGUUUUCCAAGCUUCAAGUACAAAUGAACCAGGAUGAGCAAGCCAAAUACAGGAAUACUCGUGAGGCUUUGAAUAGCUACCAGGAGCAGUGUGAUGCCAUUUUGACUGAUGUGAAUGCUGCGUUGGAGCAUCUUGACUCUCUGCAGAAACAGUAUCUGUUUGUGUCUACUAAGACAGGGACGCUACAUGAGGCAUGCGAACAGCUUCUGAAGGAACAGUCAGAGCUGGUGGACUUGGCAGAAAGCAUUCAGCAGAAGCUCUCAUAUUUCAAUGAGCUUGAAAAUAUAAACACGAAACUGAACUCCCCUACUCUAUCUGUGAACAGCGAAGGAUUCAUACCAAUGCUGUCAAAAUUAGACGACUGUAUAGAUUAUGUUUCAUCUCAUCCAAAUUUUAAGGACUAUCCAGUAUAUCUAGCCAAAUUUAAGCACUGUCUGUCCAGAGCAAUGCACCUUAUGAAGACACAUAUCGUCAACACGCUGCAGAACCUGAGCAGCCAACUCACAAAAAGGGAUCCAUUGGGAGCUGCCAACGCAGAUAACGCGUUUACGUUGUAUUACGUGAAGUUCCGGGCGGCGGCACCCAAAGUCAGAACACUGAUCGAACAGGUGGAACAGCGAUCAGAGAAAAUUCCAGAGUAUCAGCAGCUAUUGGAUGAAAUUCAUCAGUGUUAUCUGGACCAGAGAGAGCUGUUACUCAGUCCCAGUAUCACCUCCACCAUCACAGACCUGACAGGCCAGAAUAACAAAGACCACUGCGCGCUGGUCAGAAGUGGCUGCGCUUUCAUGGUUCACGUGUGUCAGGACGAACAUCAGCUUUAUAACGAAUUCUUCUCCAAACUCACACCAAAGCUAGACGAGCUGUUGGAGAAGCUGUGUCUGUCCCUGUACGACGUGCUUCGUCCGCUCAUCAUUCACGUCAUUCACCUCGAGACGCUGUCCGAGCUCUGUGGCAUUCUGAAGAACGAGAUGUUGGAGGACCACGUUUACAACAACACUGGGCAGCUGGGAGCGUUUGAAACGGUGGUGAAGCAGAUGUUGGAGGACGUGCAGGAGAGGCUAGUGUACAGAACACACAUCUACAUCCAAACAGACAUCGUGGGAUACAACCCCGCCCCAGGGGACCUGGCCUACCCCGAAAAACUGGAGAUGAUGGAGAAAAUCGCCCAGAGUCUAAAGGAGGAGCAGAUGAAACGAUCGGCUCAGGAGUCGUCCUUCUCUGACGUCCAGCUGGAAGAUCCCGAUUCAAAGAAACCCACCGGCCCUGGUCAGUGUCUCACCUCAGGCUCUCGCUCUCAGACGACCAUCUCCCCCGCAGACCUCCACGGCAUGUGGUAUCCCACCGUCAGACGGACGUUAGUCUGUCUGUCCAAACUCUACCGCUGCAUUGACAGGGCAGUGUUCCAGGGUUUGUCUCAGGAAGCCCUGUCUGCCUGCAUCCAGUCUCUCCUCAAAGCCUCUGAGAUCAUCCUUAAAAACAAGACACAGAUAGACGGGCAGCUCUUUCUGAUUAAGCACCUCCUGAUUCUACGCGAACAAAUCGCUCCCUUUCACACAGACUUUGCCAUCAAAGAAAUCUCACUGGACUUAAAGAAAACCAGAGAUGCUGCUUUCAAGAUUCUGAACCCUAAGGCAGUGCCUAAGUUCUUCCGCCUGAACAGUCACAAUGCCAUCCUGGAGUUUCUGCUGGAGGGAACACCGGAGAUAAAGGAACACUACAUUGACUCAAAGAAGGACGUGGACCGGCACCUGAAGUCCAGCUGCGAACAGUUCAUUCAGCAGCAGACACGGACCUUUGUGGCCAGUCUGGAGGAGUUUCUCACCAAGAUCACGGCGCUGAAGACGAUGGCGGUUCAGGGCGGUCCGACGUACAGCCUUUCCCAGCAGCCCUGGGCCCAGCCUGCUAAGAUUAACGACCUGGUGAUGAGUGCGUACAGAGUGAUGAAGACAAAGCUUCCCAGUACGUUACAGAGCAUGUCUCUGUAUUUGGCCAAUAAAGACACAGAGUUCAUCCUCUUCAAACCGGUCCGGAACAACAUCCAGCAGGUGUUUCAGAAGUUGCACAUCGUCCUGCAGGAAGAGUACAGUGGAGAAGACCUGCAGAUCAUUGCCUGCCCUUCCAUGGAACAGAUCAAUUUGCUGUUGUCUGUGAGUAAGUAGACUCCAGGACUCUCCGGCUGUAGGUAGACGCUGUCUCUGGGAAACUGCUGUAUGUGUGUGCCUUUGCCUGCGCCUGCGCCUGCGCCUGCGUCUGCGUCUGCGUCUGCGGUCCCAACCCCAGGAACCUUCCGGAAAACACCCAAGGGGUUAGAAACGGAGACCGUGGACUGAGAGCGGAGAGGGUCGAGGCUUCUCGACGGACAACGGGGGAGCGAGAAAAAGAUCCUGAGGUGGAGGAAUUUGAAGAAAAGCACUUGCGUUACAAAGAAGACUUUGUAUUUGCCAAAGACUUUUGUGAUCCAACACAACCCAGAAUAAUACGACAUUCAUGGCAUUUAAGCAUCAACUAGUGGUGGAUUGGAAUUUUUUUUUUUUUUUCGGUACUGACUUCAAAAAUCAAUGUGUAGAAAACUAAUUUGUGUAGGUAAAGGGUCACUGUAUUGGCAUCUAUAUGGGGUCUGGGUUUGUCACAGACUAUUGGUCAUUGGGGCUAAAGUAUCAAGUGCUCAUGAGAAUCUUACAGAGAAACAGGUUUUUAUAUUCUGACUGGAGGGAGAGAAAGUCUUAUCCGUCACGGUUAGUCCUCUGAGCUUAAACGACAGAUAAAACAGUUCAUCCACUAUGUCUGCUUGAAUGUAGGGCAGAGAAAGCUCUACAUUCAGGACAUAGGACGUGUUUUAGGGGAGAAGUUAGGGUUGUAACUUAAGUGAAUAUGAUAUUAUUUAAAAGCUGAUAAAACUUAUAGAAAUAUGGGCUCUGGUCUAAGACACUGAUUUAGCCUUUUUUAAAAAAAAACAAAAAAAAAAACGCAUACAAGCAAUACUUCUCACAUAGACGACUCGUUCUGUGAAUUAAGGCUUUUAAAGAACGUCUCCUCUGAUGCACUGUGAAGGAGUGUCAUUUCAGAAGUCUGACCCCAGAUAAGCCGAUAUCUUGUCAUUAUGAGGAACUGUGAGCUCAAACACUGACAUCAGGUCAGGACAGCUAGUGUCUAAUCCUGCUUUCAUACUCUUCCAGUUUGGUUUCGUUGUGUUUAUGCAAGGCCUGGGUCACUCAUGUUGUUGCUGUACUCUGUGGAUUUCAGGUGGUAUUCAAUCACUAACCUAAAACAGUGACUGGUCAGAGCACUCUCUGUAUGUCAUUCAAUUCAGUGGUGAGGUUACUGUCUUUCCAUUUGCAGUGUUAAAUGAUGAAUGGCAACCAUGCCCAUGUUCUCAGAUUUGAAAACACACUGUUGUUUUUUUGUUUUGUUUUGUUUUGUGCUGGCAGCGCAGUGGCGUACCCUCAUGACACUAUCGUUGGAGUGGUCUCUGUGAUUGGAUUAAGAUAUCAGCUCUGACACCUUAAUGUAAUAGGCAAAUGUUAGUUUAUAAAAGCAGUUUAUCGGGCCCCUGGAGUAAACCCAGUAUGAAAAGAUAGCAAGAGAAGAAUGUCAAAUCUUUUCCUUCCUGUUUGAUUUCCCGUGAUAUGUUACCAGUGCAGAAGCCUUUGGAAAAAAAAAAAAAAAAAAGGCACGCAGGCAUUUUGAAUGUUGAGAUAAAACAAAGAAGAGAAGCUAAGAAGAACUCAGUUUGCACAUGGAAUUCUUCAAUAUCUAUUCCUUUUCUCUGGCAUCAGCAGUCCUUAACAGAAGUGUCCCUUUAGUCAAAUUUGUAAUUUAUUUUCUAUCUCCAACACUGAUCACACGUGUCCUUGGGUUUGUUCCAGCCGUCUUUCUCUUAUAUUUGGAUUUGUUCUACCAUGUAUUUUAAAGAAUUUGUCAUUCAACAGCAACUUCCUUCUGUGUCAAUAGUGUUUGAUAAACAUGCAAAUAUGUACAAAGAAACCUUGUUUUUUUUGUUUUGUUUUGGGGUUUUUUUUACCUGUUCCUUUUGUAUUUGGGGUGCUUAUUUGGCUUUCGGGCACAAACGGGCCUUCGCACUGUAAAGAGUG